Cryphonectria parasitica EP155 is the source of this 1083-nucleotide messenger RNA. RefSeq lists its product as uncharacterized. Gene Ontology annotation, cellular component: cell periphery; fungal-type vacuole. The coding region runs from base 1 to 1032 and encodes 343 amino acids. Gene Ontology annotation, biological process: positive regulation of catalytic activity. The transcript has a single exon. NCBI's taxonomy places the organism in Eukaryota, Fungi, Ascomycota, Sordariomycetes, Diaporthales, Cryphonectriaceae. The record is from RefSeq and is a predicted model, not a curated record.
AUGGGGCCUCCUGCUGACGUCUUUAUAGCUUGGAUCGCGUCUUGGGAAGACAGAUAUGGCCCGCCACCGCCAGAGAUUCAGCAGAUCGUGCCGAGCCGACCGUCGGAGACCGUACGCCCAGAGCACAACAGCACCCCUGCGCCACCGCAGCGGAGGGUGUCUAGAGACGGAUACGUGAACUGGACCUCCGAAGCACCAGUCAAUAAUGUGUCAAAGAAUUUGAUCGCGAAGAAGAGGCAGAAGAGGCGAGUACAGCGGGGGCAGAAAUGGGACCAUCUCCGAACGAGAGAGCCGAUCAUCAUCCCGAAUUACCUGAUGCGCGAUCAGGACUCGCCAUGGAGGAACUUUGUGCAGGCCAGCAAGUAUGGACACGCCGCCGGCGAGAAUGCGGAAACGGUCGAUCCAGAGAAGCUGAAUGAGUUGAUGCCCGGCUUCAACGACAACACCCCCCUGCGCUUCACAGAUGAUGCAGUGCGGAGCAGGAGCAGGAGGGCGGCCUUUCAUGAACAUGCCUGGCGCAUUCUCCUCAACCACCCCCUGGUUCCCGCAAUCCUCAGAUUCUCGGUCUUGCUGCUGUCUAUCAUCUCGCUUGCCUUGUCAGCCAAUUUAUGGAAGCUGUAUGCGGACGCAGGAGAUCGGUCCUCAAAUACAGCAGGCAUCUCUCUCCGCUCACAAUGGCUCGUGGCCAUCGUUGUUGACUGCGUCGUCACACCCUACGUGUUCUACAUGACCUGGGAUGAGUGGACCGGGCCGCAGUUUGGCCUGAGGUCCCCAAUGCACAAAGUCUCCCUGACGCUUCUCGAUCUUUUCUUCAUCAUCUUCAAGUCCGCUAGCGCCACGCUUGCGUUUGAUUCGCUGUACCUCAGGAACAACCCGUACGGCGAGAUGGCCAAGAUGAAGGCCCUGGCCUCCUUCCUGCUGCUGGGUCUCAUUGGUUGGAUCAUGAAUUUUACAGUGAAUGUGUUCAGGCUAGUGCAGAGGCUUGGGACGGGAGCAGGAGACGAGGAUCGAAGAUUAGUGUCCCACGCUUGAAAAGGUAGUCAGAGUAUAGAAAAAUUCAACAACAGCAUAAAGUAUUUACAC